Molecule: messenger RNA, 2769 nt
Organism: Galleria mellonella (greater wax moth)
Lineage: Eukaryota; Metazoa; Arthropoda; Insecta; Lepidoptera; Pyralidae
Gene: Orc4
Product: origin recognition complex subunit 4
Exons: 7
Coding region: 452-1960 (502 amino acids)
Biological process (GO): DNA replication initiation; DNA replication
Cellular component (GO): nucleus; nuclear origin of replication recognition complex
Molecular function (GO): DNA replication origin binding; ATP hydrolysis activity; ATP binding
Source: RefSeq, a predicted model, not a curated record
ACCAUGCCUAUAUACAUAAACAGUAGCAUAGCAGAGUAUACUGUGUCGCUCAUGAUACCCUUUGUACGUUACCAUCCUGGAGAACUAAGGUGUUAAGUGUCUGUAACCAAUAAUUUUAUUGCCUUAUACCACUCUUCAAAUGGAAAUAUUGAAAUAUUUACCUAUCCUAAUACAAUAAUUGAUCAUUCAACUAUCUGAGUACCUAAUAGGUAUUUGAAUAAGUACAUAGAUUAAAGAGAUUCAGUACUCAUUUUCGCAUGAUUCCGCUAUUAACUCUGCUAGAAGUACUUAAAUUUUUGCAAAUUGUACCUAACAAUUGAAUGAAAACUAAAUAUCAUAUGACUCGGACAUCACUAUUCUAUUGUGAUUGUGAGUAAAUGUCAAAAUUUUACCGCGAAAUUUUGUCUUUAUUUGUUUUUAAAUUACAUUUGUUUUCUUUUUUUUUUAUAAAAUGCCAGAAAUGAUUGGCGAUAAUGUGCAAAUUAAAUUGAUAAGAAAAUAUUUAAAGCUGAAAAUAGUGGAGAAUAAUGUGCUCUUUAGGAAUCAUAACCAAGAAAAGUGUCAUGUGUAUGAUAUAAUUAAACGGACUAUUUUACAAGGGGAAUCUCAUUCUGCUCUUGUGAUAGGGCCUCGGGGUAGCGGCAAAACUACACUGAUAAACUCUGUACUUUAUGAGCUCUCCAAAGAAGUGGACAUAGCCAGUGAUGCGAUCGUAAUAAAGUUGAAUGGCUUGGUCCAUCAUGAUGACAAGAUUGCCCUCAAGUCCAUCACAGCCCAGAUGCAACUGGAAAAUGCAGUUGGCGACCGUGUCUUCGGCACCUUCGCCGAGAACCUCUCGUUCCUUCUCAGCUGCCUGCAGAGCGGCGCCGACAGACGCUGCAAGAGUAUGGUCUUCGUGUUGGAGGAAUUCGACAUGUUUUGUCACAGUGGACGCACGCAGACCCUGUUGUAUAACUUGUUUGAUAUCACACAUACGAAGCAAGCGCCCAUGUGUGUGUUGGGUACAACGAAUCGUCUAGACGUUAUGGAGUUAUUAGAAAAACGAGUCAAGUCUCGUUUCUCCCAUCGGCACAUAUUCCUUUUUUCUAACCAAGAUGUAGAAGUGGACGGGCGUGAAGCUCCUGCAAGGUCACCUUUAGAGUUAUACAAGGAACUACUAGUUAUUCUUUUGAGUAUGCCAGCGUGUAUUGGCAGGAGAGAUGUCGAGGAAACGCCUAGGAGGAGGAAAGCUAAAGGGAAGACGUCAGUAAACAUAGAUGAAUUAAUACAGACAGACGAUUCAAGUAACUAUACGAUUCCAAUUGAAGAUUUGGAAAGGUGUAAAGUGGAUAUUAAACAGUUUAGAUUGGAUUCAGCGUUUAUUGCAGACUGGAACACUCAUAUACAGGCGUUGGCUGCAACCGACUCUGUUGUGGACUCGAUAGAGAAAUUUUGCUAUUAUAUAAACAAUGAGCAGAUAUUCCGAGAUAUUUUGUUUCAGAUAGUGUCACAUCUUUCACCAAACAAACCGUACAUCGACGCAACGGAUGUCACCGCGACCAUAGACAAAACAGUGGCGCCGGAGCAUAGAGUGAAGCUGUUACAGUCGUUGUCUAUACUCGAGUUGUCUCUGGUCAUAGCGAUGAAACAUGGCAUGGAGAUCUUCGACGGGCAACCAAUGAAUUUUGAAAUGGUUCUGCAUAGGUACACAAAAUUUGCAAACGCCAAUUCCUCAACGCAGACUGUACCCAGACCAGUCAUAUUGAAGGCAUUCGAGCAUCUGCAAGCCUUGGAAAUAAUUCUACCAGUUCGUAAUUCCGACUCGAUAUACAAUGCAAGCGACACCACUGCUAGUAGAGUGCAGAAGGAAUAUAAAUUAUACACUCUGGCGGUACCCAUUGAGGACAUCAACGAAGCCGUGAAGAAUUUCAAGGCUCUGCCCACAGAAAUCAGUCACUGGUACAAUAAUUCUGUAGUUUGAUUGAAACAAUAUACCGUUUACUACAGGAAGAGUUUGUAUAAAAGUUCUUUGCAUGGGUACUUUUGUCCCAUUCGUGUUUCUGCCGUGAAGCAGUUGUUUGUUUCAAUAUGAAGGCAGUGUAGUUUUGUUUUAGAUGGGUGAAAAUGGUAUGGUAACCCCGCCUGCGCUAACGGGAUACGCUGGCGGAGCACCAGUGAAGGGACAAUGAAAACAGGCCAGUAAGCCCUUCAUGAUGAAUUCAUCAGGAAUUAACCAUGAUAGUUUCCAGGGAGAACCGCGAGGAGGUGGACCUGGUUGGGUAUAUUGCUAGCAUGGGAUUCUCAGUCUCCAUUACUAACAAUCCCUUUCCCCCCGGCAAUGUAGUUAUUAGGUAUGAAGGCAUAACACAUUAGACUGCUGAAGGGGGAAAGGGAUUAUUAGUAUUGCGGAUUACCAGCCCCAUUGCUAGCAAUAUACCCUGUCAGCUCGACCUCCACAUGGACCCCCUUGAAAUUGUGCUGAAUCCCAGGUGCAUUAAUCACGAUGGGCUAAUUGACCUGCCUUUUCAUUCUCACCUAUCAUCUCUUAUUGGUGCCCCGUCAGCGUAUACCGUUAGUGCAGGCGGGGUUACCAUUCCAUUAUCAUCCAUUAAAAAAACGCAUUAGGUAGGAAGUCUGUCUCUGGUAUUACUACUUUCCAUUAAAUAUGUCGUCACUUCAUCAUGGACAUCAGAGAAUACUCUAAUGCCAUGGUACCCAUGAGUUGCCAUUCUUGAAAACUAAGGUGUUAUACCUGUUUUUACUCUGUAAUUAGAUUGCCAUUAUGUCACU